Fusarium falciforme is the source of this 1899-nucleotide messenger RNA. RefSeq lists its product as hypothetical. The transcript has 6 exons. Gene Ontology annotation, cellular component: nucleus. Gene Ontology annotation, biological process: positive regulation of transcription by RNA polymerase II. NCBI's taxonomy places the organism in Eukaryota, Fungi, Ascomycota, Sordariomycetes, Hypocreales, Nectriaceae. Gene Ontology annotation, molecular function: transcription cis-regulatory region binding; DNA-binding transcription factor activity. Bases 1 to 1899 code for a protein of 632 amino acids. The record is from RefSeq and is a predicted model, not a curated record.
AUGCAGUACCCCAGCCUGCGGCAAAGUAUCCUUCCCCAGUCCCGUCGCCGACUCAGUCUCACCUUCAGCCACGUUCUCAUCAAGCUCCUCAACCAACUCGCCUACCUCAUCUGCUGCCCGCGGCGCCAGCUGCUUCUACAAAGCUCGCCACCGAUCCUCAAGGUCCCGAGAGCCAUGAACCGAGUGUCGGUGUCAACCAUUCCGCGCUUUCUCCGACCUAAAAAUGGCCAGAUCAAUGGCUAUGUGAAGUUCAACUGGCCAUCUCGACAGCCGUCGAGACGGCCAUCCACCCUUGCUGUGCCACCAUCAUCCAACGAUGGUAUGGAGGAUGUCACUACGGACUCGACGCAGCUUUCUACUGUCAGUCGGCGUUCCAGUGUUGUGACCCUCAUCGGGCCCAUGCCUGCGCCAUACGCGACGACUAGCAUGUCUGUUUUAUCACUGAAGACCGAUAUGGCCUGGACAAAAAUGCUCCCGCAAACGAUGGCGACAAACCCUCCAACACCACCUCAAGAGUCUGCAUUGCAAGCCAUGACGACCGAUCAGCCGAGAAUGCUGCCACCACAAUUUGGCUUCCAAGCCAAGAUGGAUCGCAUCGAUAGGCGGUUAUUUGAAUUCUAUACGAAGAAUUGGUGUCCAGGAAGGAGCAUUCUCAACCACACGAACCUGUGGUUAAGGGACUUGGCACCGAUGCAUAAGAACGAAGGCAUCCUAUACGCCAUCCAGAGCUUGGCUGGGGUAUAUAUCUAUGAUUACCUGCCGGAUGAGCUUAUUCGGCAACGAAUCAAUGAACGGUAUGUGACGGCAGACGAGUAUUUCAGCAAGCUUCUUGUUGCUCCAGAGAGCAGACGAAUCGGGGGAGGGGAUGAAGUCAUUACCAUGGCUGUUAUCCUCUCCAUGCAAGAUAUUGUCCUGACCGAGCGGCGGCUCAAGAAACCCUCCUCUCCUCGCUGGUUGGAAGGGUUCAAACAAGGCGAGUACUUCCUCCACAAAACAGAUCCCGGAUGCCGAUUCUGGAAAGACCACAACGUCCAAUAUAGCGAUCUCCGCAUCUCCCAGUCCAUCAUCGUCGGCCGAGCGGUCAUUCUCGCCCAGCCAAUGAUGGCGCUCCCUUCGCCAGCCACGCUGAAACCCGAGGAAGAGGCCAGUAGAUUUGGCUGGCUUCUCUAUGGCACCGAGAAGGACAUGUUUGAGAUCCACGGCGGAUGUGGCUUUUCCAAGAGGCUGCUGCAUACCAUGAGCCAAGUGACGUACUGCGCGGCCCGCCUGCAGCAAGAACCUAACAGCACCAUUGUUCCCAUCACGGCACGGUAUCUUCACCGUCAACUCCAAGAGAUGCGGCAAUGGAGUCGCGAAGGCAUAUCGUGGGAGGACGCCCAAACACGCCCUCCAACGAUAGAAUGGGUCAGAUCGAAGUCGGACGACACAAUCAUCGACUCGAACCGGGAAAUGACGGAUGUAACGGCCGAGGCGUGGAGAAUUGCUGCGAUCAUUUACUUGCAAUGCCGACUAUUAAGGCUGCCUCGAAACCACCCCAGCGUUCUUGCUAAUUUAACGGACCUCGCGAAGUGCAUCCGCAUCAUGCCGACAUCGGGCUCACACUUCACGGCACAAGCACCUCUACUCCCAGUCUUUUUCUUGGGCAUGCUCGCAACGCUCCCCGACCACAAGAACGUAUCACGGGACUGGUUUGAGCAGGUGGUUCGAAUACCAGUGCGGAGUAGCGUUCCUCCACUGUAUCAAGCUCUGAAGCGCAUCUGGGCCUGGAUCGGCACUGAUGUGAGGAUCCCAUCUGCGCCCACGGCCCUGUUCAGGUCUAUCGGCAAGAGGUACGCUUGGUGGGAAAGCCUCGUUGCAAGCGUCCAUGUAAAGGAAAAGGAGAUUCUGUGUCUGACCUAG